Molecule: messenger RNA, 948 nt
Organism: Corticium candelabrum
Lineage: Eukaryota; Metazoa; Porifera; Homoscleromorpha; Homosclerophorida; Plakinidae
Exons: 7
Coding region: 1-690 (229 amino acids)
Source: RefSeq, a predicted model, not a curated record
AUGAUUCUUCUUGCUAUGAAACACUUUCGUCAACGGACAAGAAGGUUUUCGGUAUUUGCGACAGCUAUCAAGACCCAUCUUAAUGGAAGAGAAUAUGUUUCAUCACGGAAGCCUUAUGAGACAUUAGUUCGUGAUUCUCAAAUGGCAGCACACUCUUAUGUCCAUGGAGCAAGUCACACAUCUGUCAUGAAACAGCAAGACCAGCACAUGGAAGAGCGUGAACUUUGCAAUGAACAGUUGCUAAUGGAGAAAGACAGGGAGAUAGAGCAUCUGAUGUCUCUCAUACCUUCUGGUAGGCAAGAAGCAAGCAACCGAUCAAGGCAAACUUACCCACAGGUUGGCGAAGGUCGCAGCAUGUUUCUUCCAUCAGCGGAUUGCCAGUUAGCAGAAAAUGUUGCCUCUCAUUUGAGUGCUGUAAUUCGUGAAGUAGUCAAAUAUGGAUCUGACCAGCACUAUGAGUUCGGAUUGCAACUGAAGCUGACUCAUUCUCAAAUUGUAGUCAUAGAGGAUCGUGUUUCCAAUAGUCAACAAAAACUGCGACAACACAUUGAAACAAGACGACUUCAAGUUGUUGAUGAGACUGUCACACAUGAAUUGCUAGAUGCAUGCAGGAACAUUUCGUUUCCUAUAAUUGGAACUGUCUUACAAGAACUGCGACGUGUUGGUCACCUAGAAGGAGGUUCCACUUGAUGGCUAAAUUACAUGAAUGGAUCAAAGCAAUUAAUUCUCACAUUUCAACUCUAAAGUGACACUUUUGUUAUUGUUUGUCAGUUAUGUGUGUCACAAACUGCUGUACUGCUUGGAGCAACAUUUACUGCUUGUUUGCUUCUGUCAUUGGCGUAGUUUGCUAAAUGUGAGUGGCUAGUGAAAUUUCACUGUAUUUUAUAUUAUGUAUCUUAACAAAUCUUGUCAUUUAUAUUAUACUGGGGGAGUGCCAGGUUUCUGACA